AUGAAUCCGCAGUCUCAAGGUGAAGCUGAUACACAAGCACGAGCACGGAUGCAAGCUGAGGCUCAGAUAAGAACUCAGCUUCUUGCCCAGUCGAAUACUCAAACUCGGGCCCAGGAACAAAUAUCCGCACAUUUCCAAAGUCCACAAAUUCAGGUGAUGCCAAAUUCCAUGAUUUUUCUUCCUGUGGGGCCUAUUUCUGGACCGAUGGAUCCAAGAAUGCAAGUGCGAAUGCAGGUGGAGCAGAGAGAACGUAUGCUCGCAGAGGAGUCACUCAGGCCACAGAAAAGGAAAAGAAAGAAAUUUCAUGAGGUGGAACGUUUGUACAAGUGCAACUAUCCGAAUUGUACUAAAGCUUAUGGUACAUUAAACCAUCUCAAUUGUCAUAUUGUUCUUCAGAAGCAUGGAAAGAAAAGAAUGCCCUCGGAAUUCAAGGAAUUGAGAGAAAAGCUGAAAAGACGCAGGAAGGCUGAGAGGGAGAAACUUAGGAAACAGAAAGAAGAGGAGCAAAAUAUCAGAGAUGAAGAACAACGAAAGUAUAAACUACAGAGGCUUCCUAAGUUACCUCCGAUACAGCCGAUGCCUGCUCCACCAAGCGAAACUUCUUCUCUGCGAAGAGUGUAUCCACCAUUUACUUCUAACCUGACACCAUCUGCUCCCUCCGCUCAUUCAGUUACUUCUACUACUUCUGGGCCAUCCAUCUCGUCUGUUAUGAAUGCCCCUCCUAAUUCAGCUACGGAUGCUCCGGUUUCAUCACCAUAUCAUCAAAGCAGAGCAUUCCCAGCAAGUGGUCCCUUGGGUGUCUUUCCACUGGGACAACGCUCCUCGUUGUUGCCGCUGCAGCAUGGAUAUGCCCCAUUACCAGAUUCUCGUCUGCCCGGUCUACAGUACUAUUAUCUGUAUAAUCAACAGACAAGGCCAUACGCCGGAGCACUCGAUAACUCCCAAUUACCACCUCCUCACCGUCCUCUCUCUUCUCUUCCAAAGUUUCAAAUUCCUCCAGCCAUAGAAAAUCGGCCCCCAAAUCAUAAUUCACCUCGGGAAUGA
This is a messenger RNA of Brettanomyces nanus, 1044 nucleotides long. RefSeq lists its product as uncharacterized. The transcript is spliced from 2 exons. The record is from RefSeq and is a predicted model, not a curated record. Gene Ontology annotation, biological process: regulation of DNA-templated transcription. Lineage: Eukaryota; Fungi; Ascomycota; Pichiomycetes; Pichiales; Pichiaceae. Bases 1 to 1044 code for a protein of 347 amino acids.